Messenger RNA from Didymosphaeria variabile, 456 nucleotides. RefSeq lists its product as uncharacterized. The coding region runs from base 1 to 456 and encodes 151 amino acids. NCBI's taxonomy places the organism in Eukaryota, Fungi, Ascomycota, Dothideomycetes, Pleosporales, Didymosphaeriaceae. The transcript has 2 exons. The record is from RefSeq and is a predicted model, not a curated record.
AUGGCACUCUUCACCGAGAUGCGCUCCUACCUUGCUAUCGCAGCCCUCUUCACAGCGGCCUUCGCGGCACCUGUCCCAGUCUCCGAAUCCAACGCCUCUCCCAACAUGUACUACCUCCCGCUCACGGUCACGGUCUUCAACGACGUCACCGGCGCCCACGCCGCUGUCGGUAUCGACACGUCCGGCCACUCUUUUGAGUUCGGCUGGGACCUGUUCUCCAACUCUCCCCUUAGCCGCGACGGCAAAAUCAUCGCCACUAGCAUGCAGCUGUCUUUCCCCGAUCUUCCACUGCCGGCGGGUCAUAGCUGCGGUGUCUACAACGGGGAUAAGACAAUUGGGCAAUUGGAUGCUCAGCACACUUACCUGGAUUUGGACGGCCAACCUGGCAAGGCUGUAGAGACGGAUGUGACCAAUUUUAUCGUGCAUUGUGAUAUAUACGUUGUCGGUCAGAACUAA